AUGUUUUGCAUUUUAAAUUCUGUGUUUCAGAGAGAGGAGGAUAUUGCAAGAAAUAAAGCCAUAAAGGAGAAGAAGAAGAAAGCGAAAGAAGAGCAGUUAAAAGACACAACAAAGCUGGAUGUAGAGCAAGAAGAAGAAAAAGAGGAGAAGGAAGAAUUACCUCCUAUCUAUAUCCCUGAUCCACCAAGUCCUCUCUGCUGCGGCUUCUAUUCACAGCCUGGACACUUCUGGCUCUCCAUGGGAGGCUUUGACUCAGGCUUCUUAUAUCACUGUAAGUUCUCUGAGAAUCAAGACGAGGAUCCUGAGCAGCGGCAGGAUGAACCAUUCAGCUUUCUGCCUGUACAUAACGCAGAGGAUGACCCCAUCUGUUCCAUCACCUUCAGCUCCAACAGACAGCUGCUUCUCUGCGGCAUGAACUCGGGCUCCAUCAGGAUUUAUCCCCUGCAGCCUGGUGAUCACAGCCUCACGUCCAUGCAGGCUUACUGGACUCUCAGCAUCCACGACAACCAGUAUGGACACCUGCGACACAUCUGCUGUAGCCACGACGACCUGUAUGUGCUGACAGCGGGAGAUGACGGGAACAUCUUCUCCUUCAGCCUGCUUCCUCCAGAGGAGAUGCAGCAAAGCCUGCAGAGAAAGAGAGCCAAGAUUCCUUCACCCAAGAUAACUCUUGGGAAUGAGACUGAGGAUAUUGAAGAUCCAGCAGCCUACAGCUUAGAGAUGGCUAAGCAAAAGCUGCAAAAUGACCAACUGCAAAAGGAGGCUGAGCUAAAGGUUUCUGAAAAGCAGAAGAACCUGAGUGAACUCCAGAAGAAAUUUAAGAAAGUGCUGAAUGACAACCAGAAUCUGUCGGAGCACAUUCGCUUGAAACCAGAGGAGCUGCAGCUGGACCAGCGAUGUUACAAACAGGCAGAGAGGCUAAAAGCCCAGCGCGUGAUGGAGGUCAGGAAGCAGCUAGCCUGGGAGCAGGAGCGCUGCAGCAUAGCACUCAAAAAACUACAGGACUGGUUCAGGAACUCUCUUGGUGGAAAAAUAGUCAUUGUGGUUGCCACCCAGACCAGCCACAGAGUCUCCACUUACCAUUUACCGGAGCCUGCCGAGCUUUCAGCUCAGGUCAGGCAUCGGAGAACAACCAGAGAGCCUGUUGGACACAGAGAUGCUGCACUAGAUUGUAGGAAAGUCAGAGCAGAGACUGCAAAAGGCAGCACCAAAAUUGACGAGGAGGAGGUGUUAUGCCAUCCAGUGAUUCGUACAGCAAAGAUCAAGCUGGGAGAUCGUCAGGAAGAGAGACUUCGAAAGGCUGCAGAGAAAGCUGAGCAAGCUCGAGCCAAAAUAGAAAAGAAGAAGCAGGAAUGGGCACAAAUUUACGCAGAGAAACCAAGUGAGGACUAUGAAGAUCCGAAGGACGUGGAAGCCAUCCGUGAAGCCAAAGAGAACAUCGGGGACUACAUCGGGGUGAAACACCGGCGGGUGAACGCGGAGAUGAAGAGAGAAGAACUGAUUUCCUUGGAGGAAAAUAUGCAUGAAAAGCAGAGUGAGGUGAACAGACGGAUCGUGGCAUUGCGGGACUCCAAACUUCGUCUGGUGUCUUGGUUGCGUGCUCGGGCUCAGCGGCUGCAGAAGGUCCAGCAGCGCCUGGCGGUUCAUCUCCGCCGGCCUCCACCCAUCCUGCCCAACAUGUUAACAGAGGAAGUGCCAGAGGAGAAGCUGCGGUACAGCCACUCCACCUUGGAGCGAUACCGGUCACUGAGGGAGCAGAGGUUUAGAGAUUUGGAGCAGGAGGGAGCAGCAAGUUUGUUGGAGCAGCUGGAGAAAGAAAUGGAGGCGGAUAAAAAGGAAGAAGAGCAGAGGAGAGAUGUAGAAGAAACUCCCAGAUUGUCUGUUUCAUCUGUAACCAGAGAAGAAGAGGAGACACCAGUGGACGAAGGAUCAGAACUGAGCGAGCUGGAGGAGGAGCUUCAGAAGGAGGAGGAGAUCAGACUGCUGUAUGAGCAGAACACUCUGCUGGAGGAGAUGGAGACUGCGGUUUGUCAGUUUGACGCGGAGCUGCUGCUGCUGUGUCAACAGAAGCUGCAUCUGGACUGGCGGCUGAAGCUGGCUGACCUCCGCCUGGUGACGCUCUUUCAGGAGAUGCUGCUCCUCAAACAAUUUCAGAGGAGAGAGGGAGGCUUACAUGGGAAGCUCAACACCUGCAUUACGGAGGAGAACAGCAUCACAUCAAAGCUGGGAGAGUGCAAUGAACAGCUGGAGAUGAAGAGGAGAGACAUAGCCAAGCUGCAGGAGAGGGAGAAGGCUCUGACCGCUGCCUUCCAGGCUUCGCUCGGGGAAAACAAUAAGUAUGAAGAGUUUCUGACCAAAGUCUUCAAGAAGAAGAUCAAACAUGUGAAGAAGAAGGAGCAGACGGGAAAUGAAGAAGAAGAGGACAGUGAGGGAGACUCUGAAGAAGACGAUGACUGGGAUGAUGAUUAUGACAGUGAAGAAGGAGGAGCUGCUGUGAAUGACAGUAUUUGCCCUGAAGGCUGUGAACCUGAGCUGUUUGAGAACACACUGCAGCUGCGUGAACGUCGACUGGACCUGGAGGAACUGUUAACAGAGGAGAAAAAGAGCGCUGAAGCUCUGAAGAAGGAGAACGACAACCUCGCAAAAAAGGAGAAAUCGGUGAAGAGCAGCCGGGCUGCACUAGAAGACGACUUGGAUUUAAUCAACAGGGAGAAACUGCAGAAAAUCAGUGAACUGGAUGUUGUGGUUCCUCUGAGAUUGCACCAGAUUGAGUAUGUUGUUAAUGGCUCAGUGCCGUCAGAUCUGAGCGAGGCGUUGGUGCUGGACAAGAGUGAGCUGGACAGGCUGAAGGGGCGCAUCCAGCAGCUGCAGGGGGAAAAGCUCCAUCAGAAAGAUCUGCACCGUCAAGCUCGCCAGCAGCACACCAAGCUCAUCCACGACCACAGAAACAUGGCUGCCACGAUCCAGACACUGGAGCAGCAAUGCAACGAGUUGAUGAGAACAAAGUUUGGGAGGCUCGUGGAUUUGGAAGCUUUGCAGAUGCUGUCGGGGAACAGGAGGCUGGAGGAGCUGAAGCAGGAAAAACUCCUCAAAGAAGCUGCAUACGCCAAGGAGAUCAGACAGUGGGAUGCUAAGGUAGAAGAGGCACGUCAAGCUGUGAUGGAGGUGACCACGUGUAAUACGGAGCAUCUCCGCAGUGCAACGAGUCUGAAUGAACAGAAGAAGGAGCUACAGCUUAUACUCAGCACCAGCCAAAAGAAAAUGGGCAGACAACAGUUCCAGGACUACAGGAGACGCACAGACCAGGAGGCUAUCCAGAAUCUCCAAGACCUGGUGAUAAAACAGUCGCAGCAAGCUGAAGCCCUCAGGAGAGAGAUCCACCUCCUGUCGUGCAAAGGGGGUCACAUGUUGCCCCCUGAUCAGACCAGACUGCCACCACUUUCCCCCUUGCGCACCCCCAUAGGCAGCAUCAACACUGGAAAAUAAAGAAUGUCCACAUAGCGCA
This is a messenger RNA of Neolamprologus brichardi, 3505 nucleotides long. The record is from RefSeq and is a predicted model, not a curated record. Lineage: Eukaryota; Metazoa; Chordata; Actinopteri; Cichliformes; Cichlidae.